CAGAAAAUCUUUCUAAAAAAUAACAUAAAAUUUAUACUCAACAGUUGAUACCUUUCAGUAAGUGUACAGACGUUGAACGACUACACACUUCUGGUCGGACUGAAUAUUUUAAUUUAAUAUUUUUUUUUAAGUUUUCAUUUAAUUGCUUCUUUAUUUCGGUUGUUGUGAAUAUUAUAUUGCGCGUCCGUUGCAUAUCCCCGUUGUUUUGAUUUAUUUUUAAAAAUAAAUACAGCCAGUGUGAAGUACUAACUGUUUGGAUUUAUUAAACUAUGGAAAAGGAGCCAGAUUCAAUGGCAACAGUACAAAUGAAGGGCGACUAUGCAGCCAGUGAAGUUUACAGCACAGCUGGUAGUGAAGCACCUCCGGCGUACCGACAUCAUUCGAGCUCUGUUAAAAUUGCAAAAAUAAUUGCACUCACCGUGAUUGCAUCAUCCUUCAUUAUUGGAUCGUUUAUUUUGGCAUCGACUUACUUACAAGCUAGAGCAACAUGCGAUCAAAUGCAAACAUUGGACUCCGUUUUGGAAAGAGAACUGAUGUUGGAAGCGUUGCAACAGGAAUUACCAAACGCUGAAGCUCUUCUACAAUCCAAAACUGAAAUUCACGACAACGACAUCAGCAAAGAUCAAAAAGAUGAGACUGAAAAGAAAGACGAAAAAAUGACGGAAGCACCACAAACAUCUGACAAUGAAUCGGAAAGCGAUUCGUCAUUCUCAGAUAGCGAUGAAAGUGGUGAAAUGAAUCGUGUCCAUAUCAAAUUGCCUCUGGAGCUAGACCUUAGCGAAUUGGCUAAUGCUAUUUUGGAGAACAAUCAAAAGUCCAGAAUGAACUGUGUUGUUGAACGUCGUCGUGCUGAGGAAUUUAUCGACGCACCAUCGAAAACUAUGCAAUUACCAUUCGGUGUAAACUUAACGACUGACCCAAAACGUAAACGAGUUACAGGAGAACGUAUGGCUAUUUUCUGCGAGAGUGGUGUUGAGCCGAGACAAGAGCAACAAGCCGAACAAAUCCCACAGUUUAUGAUGCCACCUCCUCAACGCUAUCCGAUUUCUUUCGGAGCAAUCCCACAACAAGUACCAUUGACACACAUGCCACACCAAAUGCCACCCCAUAUGCAACAACAACAACAAUUACCACAAUUCGCUCCUCCCCAGUUCAUGAUCCGUCAAAUGCCUCCACAACAGCAACAACAACAACAACAACGUCCACCACAGCCAAUGGUACACCAAAUGCCACCUCCAAUCCAUCAGAUGCCACCCAAUCUACCAGUACCAGAUCAAGUUAUGCAAGCACCACGACCAGAGCAGCCAGAAGUUCGCAUUCAAUUGCAACGUAUUCCAUUCCCGAUUCGUGGUGAAGUAUCAGAACCAAUUCAACUUCGUGAAAUUUUAACUGGACGCGAUAUGCCAAACAUGAGUCCUCAAGUACAGGUCCAACGAGUCCCCUUAUCGGUGGCCCUACAACGAGCUGGUAUCACUCCAGAUGAUUUACGAAACAUUCAACGCAUGGCUGAAGAACGUAUCCAACAAGAAUUGCGUCAUUUGGCCGCCGAAGAUAGUAGCAACCAAAGUAGCGGAGACUCUGCUGAUAGUUCCGACGACGAAGAGGAGUCAAAUUCACAAGACGAAUCCGAACAACAACCACAAAUCUUACAGAUUGGACGCGGUCCAUUCGCUCGUAAUUUAAUUACACCAGUCCGAAUUCCAGUCAAUAUGAUGCAACAAGAAACACCAGAAGAACCAGCCCCAUCAGACAGACCACACUUCGUUCAACCACGUUCGGUACGAAGCGUUGACAGUGUCCUAACUGGAGAAAAGCGUGUCAAACGUUGCGCAUGUGACUGUGCUUGCUAGUCACCAUAAAUUCGUAAAUUAAACAGCCAAUAAAAGCAUCAAUCUUCUAGCAAUAAAAUCCUAUGAUGCUACCCUCUCUCAGCAACAAGAGACGCGCAAAAUUGUGGCCAGUGAAAUUCAUAUACUUGUCACGUCCAAAUGGUUUUUGCUUGUGUAUAAAAAUUUACCGAAUAAAAUUUUUGUUUAGAUUUAUUUUUUAGAAUGUCCCAAACGUACAUAUACAGAAAAAGGAGUCUUUUAAUUGAAAAAUCUUGUAAAGUUAUAGAAAAUUCUAUUCCUAAAUGAGAAUAAAUUGUGAUUUUCGUUGUUUUCAAACAAACCGAACCGAGUUAUAGAGGAACUCAACUUUUUUUUUUGUUAAAUAAAUGUGAAGUCCACUUUUAUGUUUUUGUUUUGAGUAUUUUUAGCAUUGUACUUUCAUUCACAUAAGAUACUUAUGUGAGUUAACAUUUUUUUUGCUAUAAUUAUUAUUGUAUUGGGCCCGAACAGUAAUAAAAUUAUAUUUUUUU
Bradysia coprophila is the source of this 2359-nucleotide messenger RNA. RefSeq names its product DUF3736 domain-containing protein Msr-110 (gene Msr-110). The record is from RefSeq and is a predicted model, not a curated record. NCBI's taxonomy places the organism in Eukaryota, Metazoa, Arthropoda, Insecta, Diptera, Sciaridae.